AUGGCGUCGCAUCGCCGCGGCUUGGGAUCUUUGGGCCCUUUGGUGUGCUGGCUUGGCUUGGCCGCUCUAGCCUGGGCAACGCGAAGUCUUACGUUCACUCUCUCUGGGACCUUUCGGCCGGUCCUGUCUGCAAGACACGGAGAGACUCGGCACCCUGACGUGGCCUGCCACGCAGAGGAUCCCUUCGCGCAGCGCGGCGGCAUCUCUGCAGCGGACCUCCGAGUCCGAAGGCCGGAGGAGGACAGCUUCGUUCAGUACCGGGAGCCCAGGCAGAGGUCAGGCCAAAGGCCCGGCUUCAAGGAAAGCAGCACGCUAAGCCGGGGAGGUCCCAGGAGGACCUUUAAGGCAAGAGUGGAAGAGGAGGAGGAAGCUGCUAAUCUGACAAAGGAGGAGAGGGAGCAAAGAUUCAGAGAACAGAUCAAGAGUCCAGUUACUCUGACGACUUUCAUCAAGCGGACUGGAAGUCCGGAGGAGUUCAUGUGGGUGAUGUGGACGGCCAUGGACGAGACGAUGCUGAAUCACAUUCACCUGGUUGCGGCCUUUACCAAGUUGGCGGCCUUGAAAAAGAAGGCGGCGCCCUUCAGCGACCGGAUCCGAAAGAGCCCCACGCUCGUGGAGAUGGCAAAGCAAGCGGCUCGGGUGGCUGACCGGCGGGAGUUCCGCCCACGCGAAACUGCGAGCAUGCUCAUGGCCGCUGCCUCCUUGCGCACGGAGCUUCCCUGGAUUGGCGAGAUCCUCGGGGUACCGCUGGCAAAGUGGGUGCCAGAGCACGCGGCCACGAUGACGCCCCAAUCUUUCGCACACACCGUCUACGGCCUCGGAGUGCUGAAUCUGGGUGACGAAAAGGAGGCCGUGGAAGCCAUUCGGGCCUGCGCGCAGGCGAUUCCUCUUCAGCUGGGCCGGUUCUCCGGCAUGGACAUUGCGCAGGUCGCAUGGGGUCUGGGCGCGCGGGAAUCCAGAGAGGAAGCCGGAGAGCUCUUAGAUGCCAUCGAGAAGUGGGUCAUCCGUGAGGCGAAGCCCAUGUCCGUGCGGAGUGCGGUCGUGGACUUGCCAAUGAUUGCCGUGGCCUUUGCCAGGCUUGGCGACUGGCGGCCGAAGAUGAUGGAUGCGAUCGCGCGGCGCCUCUACCACCGCCCAACCAUGCAGGAGCUUUGGGUCUCCGGGAGGGCUGGGGGACACGGCACUUGGGGAGUUUAG
This is a messenger RNA of Symbiodinium sp. CCMP2456, 1197 nucleotides long. Lineage: Eukaryota; Dinophyceae; Suessiales; Symbiodiniaceae. The record is from the annotation of a GenBank genome assembly.